Westerdykella ornata is the source of this 723-nucleotide messenger RNA. RefSeq lists its product as uncharacterized. NCBI's taxonomy places the organism in Eukaryota, Fungi, Ascomycota, Dothideomycetes, Pleosporales, Sporormiaceae. The coding region runs from base 139 to 606 and encodes 155 amino acids. The transcript has a single exon. The record is from RefSeq and is a predicted model, not a curated record.
AGAGCCCACUCCCGCAGUGACCUCUUGACAUGAGGGGUAGAUCUCGUAGUGCCGUCGCACCUUCGUCUAACGAGGAUAAAAGGGUUACGGCAAACAAGGCCUUGCGAACGCCGGAAUCAUAACACCCUCUGCUCUAUAAUGUCGAGAACCAAACUCCACAAGAACAGAUGGCAAGGAACAGAAGUUUUCGAAAUGUUUCUCAUUUACUGCAUAUCCCUUGUUACGUACAUCCAUGUACCCAUGCCCGAGACUCCCAUAGCCAACCCAUCCACAUACACCUCGGUCAGCAGGUACUUCUCCCGCCGCUGUGUAAUCUGUCCGAAGAUGCCAAAGAAAACCCAAACGCCCGUCCUUGCCGUCGUCAAAGGAGCCAUCCCACAAGCUGUGGCACCUUCUCAAGGCACAUCAGGAGAGGGGAACCAUGGUGCUUCAAAUCUUCGGAGAAGGCCCUGUCAUAAGGAAAGGGAAGCAGAACAUAACCAGACCAGAUUGAAGAAAUUGCUCAAGCAUUGGCCCACUGUAUGUGAGCAAACGGCCCAGAGAAAUCUCGGAGCGCGACCGAAUGGACCGAUAGCGAAUGUUCGAGGACCAAAGCGCGAAAAGUAACGAAGGCAUCAGUGAGAUCCAACACAGAACUUCAUACCAGGCCCAUUAAUGCAGAGUAAAAGGCUCACUCGGCGGGAGAAGCGAGGCCAUCGAUGCAAGAAUUCGUUUUAUCGGGCC